Molecule: messenger RNA, 618 nt
Organism: Aspergillus lentulus
Lineage: Eukaryota; Fungi; Ascomycota; Eurotiomycetes; Eurotiales; Aspergillaceae
Source: RefSeq, a predicted model, not a curated record
AUGGAUUCUUCCGUCAAAACCCCAGGCUACGACCGCUAUGCUGCAGACUUCAUCUCAGUUGCGAACGGCCCCUCAUCUCUAAACUACUCACAGCCUCCGCCUCAAUACACUCCUCGUGAUCCGUAUUUCAUGGCAGGGCAGACACUCCAGACCGCCAAGCAAAGCGAAUACUAUUAUUCCCGACCGAUGGCCACACUGGAGUCGGCGAAUUCAACUCGGCAGGAUGAGUACCAUCACUACCGAACCAAUCCCUAUUUCUAUCACAACCGUGAUACGCCUCCGGCAGCGGACCGAAAUGCGCCAGUAGCGUCGCAGAACGAGUACCACUGCUACAAGAACCAGCCCGAGUUUUAUCACCAUCGACGUGAUGGUUUGAAUAUUGCUUCGACAACACCUCAAGGCUUCCCGAUGGGGAUGCAAGCGGCUAUGCCUACGGCCACUGAGAAUAAACUAGGCCAAGUGGCUCAGCAACGAGGCUUCUACUAUACUCGGCCACAGGCGAGGCCUCCGCCAGCGACCGGGCAAUUUAUUUCACCUCUGGUUUCGCAGCAAGCAUUCACGACUUCGAUGCGGGAUGCUUAUUAUCAUCGACGGGACCAGGGGAAUUUACGAAAGUAA